GCUUGAACAGAGAAGGGUGCAACAUGUGAGACUGGCACUGAGAGAACAGUGAGAUGUGUGGCCAGGGCGGUAUGGAGGAGGGAUGCCGCUCUGCAUGCAUUAUGGCUCGAAAAUUGCUGCCCUGCACCUUCCUUUUGCUGGCAAUCUGCUCAAUUACAGGCAAAGCAGCUGCAACUCCCUCAGAGGCCGCAUCGCAGGCUGUUCUGUUGUCUGGGAAGGUUGCUUUGCUGUCCCCAAGUGACCAGGGUCAGCAGGUCACAUUGCCUGGGCGGGGGAGCUCAGCCUCAAGCAGAGUUGACGUGCAUUGCAUGAAGAUCGAUUUGCAGCCUCAAAAUUGGAGCUGGAAGGAACUAGUUUGGGGCACAGUGGAGGCCACAGUCUCAAUUGCAGGUACACUAGAGCGUGGUAGUCACGAAACAUCUUCUGCAGGAACUGAGCCUGGCCAUGCUACCACAGGACAGGCAGUGCAAUUGGAGACUUGGCAGCUGCGUAGCAAGUUCUCAAGCACAGAGCACACUGCAUUCUUCGUGGCGCUUGUGGCCCUGUCAGAAUGCAAUCAGGGUGCAGCUGUCAACUCGACAAUCGUCUACAAGGGACACGAAGGCGCCCCUUGCCGGCUCCCCGUCUCAUGGUUGCAACGCUCCUGCCUCUGCUUAGGACGGCUUCCCUACAGCGCAGAAACCUUAGGAAACCCUCCACAUUCUGAUCGUGCAACCCCAAGGGAGCAGAGUCUAGGAGCCUCGCCCUCGACAGUCUUUCCUUCGCAAGGUCCCCAGUCGACAGAACCUCGCUCAGCUUCCGCAGAGCACAGCUCAGACUCCUCUCACCAAUCUCAUAGCUCGCAUGAGUUAAAAGCCUCGCCUCUCGUUCUCCAUGCCAAGGCCUCCAUCAGAGUCCCUCAGCUGUCCAUGCUCCUCACAGCCAGUGGCCUGCUGGUCCUCUCCUCGGCAGAGCCGCUGAGCAGGGUUUCUGCAAUGCACGUUCUUCUAGGGGGAAUGCUCGGAGCGGGCCUGGCGCACGUUGGCGUCAUGCUGGCAAUUGCGGCGGUCCCCGGGGCUGUGGUGGCUUUGCCCUGGGUCGCUGCGCUGUCGGCCUACAGGCUGGGCAUCUGCGAAGCUUUGACCAUGCUAGUGGCAGGUUACGUCUACACGGUUGCGAUGGCCCUGGCGCUCCUCUACCUGUACACUCAGCAUUUCUCCUACGUCCAAGCUGUAUACUUGUUCGUCAUGUUUCAUGCCGCCCUAGCAGGGGCCUUGCGUGCGGAACCUUCGCGGAGUAUUACCCCAGGAGAAGCCCCCGUUCCCCCUCCACAAGUGGCGGCUAUUCUGGCAGAGGGGUCAGCCGGCCCCCCGGAACAGAGUUGGGUGUCAAUGUGGGUGCCGGGAAGAGGGGUCGUGCUGCAGCGGACGGUGUAUUUUGCCCUCCUUGCCUGUGGAGGGGCAAUGUUUGCUGGCACCACAAACAUCUGGCUCCACGCCGCCAUUCUGCGCGCCCACUCGUCGCACGACCUGCCCCUCUGGCUGGCCCUCUUCGUUGCGUCCGCCCCCGUUUUGGUAUUGGUGGGGCUCGAGAUCCACUGCAAGCUGCUGUCAGCCAUCCUCGGAACCGUGAUUUCGCUGCCCCGGGGGGUUUUGGCAGAGGGGGUCGAUCUGUUGCGCUUUGUGCGGAGGCGACUGGGGUACUACGUGCCAGGGGAAGCGAGGGGGGGGGGCAGCAGGUACCACCUUCGCCCAGUCCGCCGGGUCUUCUACUCCCAUGUCCUCCGAGACCAAGAACCUGGUGCAAAGUGGGGCCCCGAAAGAGACCUUUGGUUGUUGAGAAACGCUUUGCGGCGCAUCGGAUAUUGGCUGGCCGGGGUGAAGCCCCCGGUCACCGGACGAAGCCUGAGUCACCGGAGAAAGUGGGCCGGGCGGGGUCUACCGAGCAGUUCAGAAUGUAGCGAGAACGAAGUGUCGGGCGACGCGUCGAGCGACCCCACGUGGUCUCCAUCCUUCGAAGGCUCCGCCGUCGGCUAUAGCGCCGCUGUGGCCGCGGCAGCCGACGACGACGACGGGCAAGAAGCCAGCAGCGCUUUCCGAGAGCUGCCACGUGGCAGCGAACGGGCAGGCGAGACUGCGGGCAAAACGAACGCGCUCCGAGAAAGCGGCUCGGAGGGGCAUUCCGGGCGCAGGACUGAGAGCGAGGCGGCGAACGGCGGGCUUCUAGGGUUUCUUCGUGCGGGAAGCGAGCCGCGAAGCCCUUCCGAACGGGGGGACCAUCCAAGAUUCGCCCUCUUGGCACGCCGUUUGGAAGGAGGGGCGGAUGCCGGUACGGAAGAGGGAGCGGAACGAUACGAGGCUAGCCGCUCGGAGAGUGACGCCCCGGGCUGGGGCGCCCGAUUCUGGGGCGGGGUCACGUGCCGAGACGAUCGAGAGUUUGACCAGAACGUGAACGAGGAGCGGGGGGAAACCGGCGCGUUGUCAGGGGCAGGCGAAGAGUGGGACUGGCUCGCGGCCGAGGGUCUUACUCCUGGGGAGGCCUUGGCCGGGCAAAGCUGCCCAGUGUGCCUGUCACUGAGGAAGAACCUCGCCUUCGGUUGCGGCCACCAGACCUGCCAAAGCUGCGGGGCGGGGCUGGCCAAGUGUCCCAUAUGCAGGAAGAGGAUCUCCGUCCGGGUGCAUUUGUUCCACUGAUGUAAGCAUCUGUAUUCUAUGUAUAGCCGAUUUGUCGAUCGAGGCAGCAAGCAACUCGAGUUCUCGAGGGUCUCAGAUACAAACAAAGAGGGGAGGUUUGUUCCAGAAAGCAAGCGUAGCUCCAGUCGCAGUUGACGGAAAACAUAAAUGCAGACUUGUAUAGAAACCAGCUCGCCGAAUGUACAGGAGCACUUUUGCUAUGGUUCGCACAGAAGAGACCUUGCGCCAUGAUUUAGGAGUCAAAGGAGGACGCAACUCGCUUCCUUAGAAAGCGGUUGUCAUUGACAUAUACAGCCCCAGGUGUAUUCAAUCGUACAUACUUGCUACUUGCUGACCUGACAUAGUUUUUGCUCAAAUGUCUCGGGUUUAGGCUCGAUAAUCCCGUACGUUAACGAAGAACCAAGACCUCAGGAAACAAUCAAAGUAUAGGCCGCGAGACAUGCAGCAUUACACGAUGCCUGGUAUAGGCACCCACGCU
Messenger RNA from Klebsormidium nitens, 3150 nucleotides. The record is from the annotation of a GenBank genome assembly. Lineage: Eukaryota; Viridiplantae; Streptophyta; Klebsormidiophyceae; Klebsormidiales; Klebsormidiaceae.